AUGAUAUUAAAUAUAGUUAAAAGAACUUCCAGGACUUCCUUGAAUUUUAUUCAGAUUGCCUGUAGGAACUUAAAUUCCAAAAUACCAGUAUUACCUGUCCCAUCUCUGACUAAUGAAUUUACUUCUACUGUAAAAAUAGAAAGAAAUACAAUUGCACUGUUAGAGCGACUUUCUUUAGUGAGUUUUGACACUGACGAAGGUCUAAAUAUUUUAGAAGACUCCAUUGCUUUUGCUGACAAGAUCCUGCACAUUGAUACCGACAAUGUCGAACCCUUAUAUUCAGUUCUUGAGGACCAGACCUUAAUACUCAGGGAAGAUAAAGUAACACAAGGAAAUUGUCAAAAAGAAAUACUUAAAAAUGCAGCAGUGACCGAAGAUGACUAUUUCGUUGCACCCAUAGGCAAUAUACCUUUACAUGAAGUUGAAGUUCAGACAGAGUCCACAAAACUAAAACAAAAUGAAAAUUGA
Molecule: messenger RNA, 468 nt
Organism: Spodoptera littoralis (African cotton leafworm)
Lineage: Eukaryota; Metazoa; Arthropoda; Insecta; Lepidoptera; Noctuidae
Source: the annotation of a GenBank genome assembly